UAUUUUUGACUCUCUCACGUUUAAAAAUAAAAAGAAGCAAAUACACAGUGUGGGUCUUUUUCAGUUUUAAAAAAUGGCGGCCAAACAAAGGCAGAAAUCGACGGCGGCGGCGACGGCGGCAGCGGAGAGGACGACGAUUGAUUUAAUCGGAGAUGACCUUCUUCACAACAUUCUCUCUCGGUUACCAGCAGUAUCAUGUGCAUCAGCAGCAUGUGUGAACCGUUGUUGGAAUCUCAUCAUCAAUCGUCUUCUCACUCUUCCAAACCUUUCUUCUGCUCUUUCCUGCAAUCCUUGUCUUCAGGAUGCUGUGGAUGAGGUUGUUGACAAGGUUUUAGCUAAGCCAAUUCGGCCCCAGUUUGUAAUUGCUUCCAUUGGUUUUUCUUUUGACUUGGAGGAAGCUCACUAUCUCAUUAGUGGUAGAUUUGGUUGCCAUAUUCCAGUAAUCACUUCGAUAUCCUAUGGAAUUUUUGGGCAAGAUGCUAACACUAAUGAGUUUGAAGAGGUUCAGUGGAACACCAUGAAAGAUAACAAGGCUUAUGAGGAUCUUCGUAAUGAGGACCACGGUGUUUUAGUGACUGUUGGUUUCUUGCCAGGAUUAACAGUUGAUUUAAUCCCAUUAAAAAAAACUCGGGGACUCAUGGCUGAGGAUUUCAUGUGCAGUAUCAGUGACCGCUCGUUUUCUCGUUCUGGAUCAUCACCAAUGGGAAUUUUGUUAUUUUCUGACAAGGACAUUGACAUCAAACCGGUCCUUGCAAAGUUGGAUUAUGCUUUUCCCAGUGAGACUGCCAUUGUGGGUGAUGCGGGUUCUCGGUUUUUAUACCAAGGUGGAACAACAAUUAACCGUUUUAAUAGUUCAGCUGCUGUAGCUCUUUUGUUUUCAAGGGAUACAGGCAAGCAACCUGGUGUUGGGGAAACUCAGUUUCAUGUAAUGUUAUCCACUGGUGUUUCACCGAUUGGGCCUAAAUACAGAGCUGUUUAUGUUAAGGCGAAAUCUCAUGACAAUUCUACUCGGCUCAUGGCGACAACAAAAGAAAUUGACUUUAAUCUGGAUGGUGAGACUAUUUUAGAUCCGAUUUAUGAUGAGCUGGGAGAUCAUACCCAUUCUCAAACUCUCUAUGUUGGAUUUUCAAAGAUGAGGAGAUGCAAUUUUCCGUAUGAAUACACAAGAUGUAUAUGUAUGCACGAAUUCCAUUUGGUUUUAAGAGGUGAUAAUCACGAGUAUCUCUAUGUCCAUGGUGAUGGUAUCAGAGAUUUCGACUCCUUCAAGUUUUACCAUGCAAAUCCUGAUUUGGCACGUGCUUCUUGCAACAAUGUUUCGAACAACAUGAAACUUCUGAAGCAGGAUCUAAAUUACCCAACUGAUGAUCAUUCUAAUAGCAAUGGUAGCAUAGAUAUGCAUAAGAAGUCUGUUUUUGGUGGUAUGAUGUUCGCUUGCUAUGGUCGUGGCAAGUUAUUUUUCGGUGAACCUAAUGUAGAUGCCUCACCUUUCUUGGAGAACUUCCCUGGUGUUACCUUCUCAGGAACCUAUUGUAACGGAGAAAUAGCAUGUGGAGAUUUUAGCUCAUACGAAAAGGAGUCUAAAGAACACAGCUGUAUACGCUGCAGUUUGCACGAAUUUAGCACCGUCUACCUGGUUAUGUCAUACACUCCUCCUGCAUUGCCACAACAUUACAAGUCUUACUAGUAUUGCCUUUGACAAUCGGGUGGCCUUGUGGGUAAUGGCAACAGAUUUUUGGUGGUUUGAAUAGGAUAUUGCUCCGCACGUUUUGGUGUUGGAAUUUGGUGGUAGAGGGCCAAUGUCUCAUGUAGAUAGCCAUUUUGCACUAUUUUACUACUGUCUUCUUGUUGUUUUUCAAUAAUAGCAUUGUUGUGCUAUAAAUUUAGUUAUUUAAAUGAAUACCUCUCUCCUCUUUGAGAACAACUUCUCUACAACAUAAAGAUAGAACUAAGGUCUAUGUACAUCCUGUCCUUUUCAGACUAUAUUUGUAAGAUUAUAUUGAGUAUGCUGUUGAUCGUAAAUAAACUCGUCUUUGA
Solanum dulcamara is the source of this 2034-nucleotide messenger RNA. Its product is annotated as F-box/LRR-repeat protein At5g63520-like. NCBI's taxonomy places the organism in Eukaryota, Viridiplantae, Streptophyta, Magnoliopsida, Solanales, Solanaceae. The transcript has 10 exons. The record is from RefSeq and is a predicted model, not a curated record. Bases 74 to 1684 code for a protein of 536 amino acids. Gene Ontology annotation, biological process: positive regulation of proteasomal ubiquitin-dependent protein catabolic process; protein polyubiquitination. Gene Ontology annotation, molecular function: protein binding.